AGUGGGUAGUGAGGAGGCUCAGAGCGGAGCAGGAGCCCGGCAGGACGGAAGGGGAAGUGGGACUCUGUGAUGACAGGGCGACAUGUGGAAGACUGGCGGGCAGUGCAGAAGAACGCUGGGAGAAGUGGCCCACGCGGCCCCUCCCCCUGUUUGGGGUACCCAGACAGCCCGCGCCUCCCUCCCACGCAGGAGGCCGCGCUGAAGGCCUUGGGGACCGAAGGCCUCUUUCUCUUCUCCUCCUUGGAUGCUGACCGGGACAUGUACAUCAGCCCCGAGGAGUUCAAGCCCAUCGCCGAGAAGCUGACAGCCUCUGGUCUCACAGGGUCCACGCCUGUGGGCAGCUACGAGGAGGAGGAGGAGCUGCCCCCUGACCCCAGCGAGGAGACGCUCACCGUAGAAGCCCGAUUCCAGCCUCUGCUCCUGGAGUCCAUGACCAAGAGCAAAAACGGGUUCCUUGGGGUCUCCCGCCUGGCCCUCUCCGGCCUCCAAAACUGGACCACCGCAGCCUCACCCAGCGCGGUGUUCGCUGCCCGCCACUUCCGGCCCUUCCUCCCUCCUCGCGGCCAGGUGGAGCUGGGCCAGCCCUGGUGGAUCAUCCCCAGCGAGCUCAGCAUCUUCACUGGCUACUUGCCCAACAACCGCUUCUACCCGCCGCCACCCAAGGGCAAGGAGGUCAUCAUCCACCGACUCCUGAGUAUGUUCCACCCUCGGCCCUUCGUGAAGACGCGCUUUGCCCCUCAGGGGGCCGUCGCCUGCCUGACCGCCGUCAGCGACUUCUACUACACCGUGAUGUUCCGGAUCCAUGCGGAGUUCCAGCUCAGCGAGCCCCCCAACUUCCCCUUCUGGUUCUCGCCUGCCCAGUUCACAGGUCACAUCAUCCUCUCCAAAGAUGCCACCCACGUCCGUGACUUCCGGCUCUUCGUGCCCAACCACAGGUCUCUGAACGUGGACAUGGAGUGGCUGUACGGAGCCAGUGAGAGCAGCAACAUGGAGGUGGACAUCGGCUACGUGCCCCAGAUGGAGCUGGAGGCCACAGGCCCCUCCGUGCCCUCUGUGAUCCUGGAUGAGGAUGGCAACAUGAUCGACAGUCGUCUGCCCUCGGGGGAGCCCCUCCAGUUUGUGUUUGAAGAGAUCAAGUGGCAGCAGGAGCUGAGCUGGGAGGAGGCUGCCCGGCGCCUGGAGGUGGCCAUGUACCCUUUCAAGAAGGUCACUUACCUGCCGUUUACCGAGGCCUUUGACCAAGCCAAGGCCAAGAACAAGCUGGUGCACUCGAUCCUGCUGUGGGGCGCCCUGGACGACCAGUCCUGCUGAGGUUCAGGGCGAACUCUCCGGGAGACGGUCCUGGAAAGUUCGCCCAUCCUCGCCCUCCUCAAUGAGAGCUUCAUUAGCACUUGGUCCCUGGUGAAGGAGCUGGAAGACCUGCAGAACAACCAGGAGAACCCCGCCCACCAGGAGCUGGCUGGCCUGCACCUGGAGAAGUACAGCUUCCCCGUGGAGAUGAUGAUCUGCCUGCCCAACGGCACCGUGGUCCACCACAUCAACGCCAACUACUUCUUGGACAUCACCUCCAUGAAGCCCGAGGACGUCGAGAACAACGUCUUCAGCUUCUCGUCCACCUUUGAAGACCCGUCCACGGCCACCUACCUGCAGUUUCUGAAGGAGGGGCUUCAGCGUGGCUUGCCCCUCCUCCAGCCCUAGCGUGCCGCAGUGAGGAGCCGGUAGGGAGCUGGGAGAUGGACCGUCGCCCAGAGCCAGUGUCCACCACACAUUCAGACUCCAGAUCCCCACCGCCCCCGCCGUCUGGGGGGUCAUGGCCACCCUAGCUCUGCCACCACCCACCUUUUACCACCCACCUGGCUCCGGAAGCUGCCUAGGACCCCUCCCAAACAGGGCCUGGGUCAUCUCCCUGGACCUCACCCACUCAGGAGCAUAGUCCAGAUCCUUCCGCGGGGUGAACAGCAGGGAGAGAGGGUGCUCGGAAGGCACAGACACCCCUCUCUCUUUACUGCACUUCCCGAAGAAAACAUCAAGAAUCCCUGCCCUGAGGCAGGGGGCAGGGUCUCGGGAGGGGGCUGCCAGCAAACACUCCUAUUUAUCUGGAACCUUCUUCCCCGCUACAGCCCUGGCUGUUCUGCCUCAGUGGCGCCCCCCCGCAGGUCAGUCAGCAGAGAACCUUCCAGGGGCUGACCCUUCUGGGCAGAACCUUCCUUCAGGGGGUAUUGCACUACCCCAGGGGCUCCCCAAACCGCUCAACCCACCCAGUGACAGGGCCCCAGAAUCUGCGUCGGGACUGCUGGAGGCUGCUGUCUGUGGAGCUGUAUUGUACAGCAGGUUUCUGCUCUUAACAGAGUCCACUGAGGCACCCCAAGACCAAGAUACCCCACCACCUACCCCAGCUCAGACACACAGGAGAACUGCUGGAGCCAGGCCCCAUGACAGCUGCCUUUGACCUCAGCACCUGCCCAAGGUCACAGCCUCCCAGAGCCAGCACCAUCCUGGCCGCCAGGGCAGCCUAGACCAGCUCACUCACCCCUGGGCGGCUACUCGCUCUCCUUGGCCACCCUUGGGGCCUUGGUCCAUGUCCUAGGCCAAGGCCCGUGGUCAGUCUCUUUUUUUAUAUUGCAGAAAAGUUUUUAUGUGAACUUUCUUACAGUUUGUAGGUAUUUUUGAUAAUCCCAGUGCUGAGGAGAAAUAAGGGGACAUUGCUUCCCCCAGCAGCUGCCCUGUGAUGGCUGGAUCUGAAAUCCUAGAUGGGUCUAGCUUGAUGUCUUUGCAGUUGCACCUGCGGGAAGAAAUCACCCUCUCUUCUUUCUCCUCUUCUAGCUUUUUAAAAAGUCCUCACAGCAGUAGCGUUCCCCUGAUUCUCUCCUUGGCCCUCACUCAGGCCCACAAGGGCCAUCAGGCUCUCCUUAACAUCUUGAUGCCAGGCCUGCCCUCCUGCCCACUCUCCCAUACCCGCCCACCCUAUCCCCCAGAAGCUGAUUCUUGAACUGGAAACAGGGGGCAAGGUAGACAGACCCUCACAUUCCUGGCCUCCCGUGCUGGGAGCUCACAGCCGGUCUUGCUCUCCAUGUCAGGUAAAGCAACAGUAGCCACUGGCCAAGAGCCUGGCCAUCGAGGCCCUUUGUAAAAUGGCACAGUGGCUUCUUGUUUAAUCCUCACAACCCAGUUGUGAGGUGAGUAGUGAUGGUUCCUGUUUUGCGAGUGAAGAAGCUGAGCCUCAGGGAAGCAAAGUGACCUGCCCAUGGUCACUCGGUGGCAGCGCUGAGGCUCACCCCUGCUCUUGACGUUGAAGUGCUUGAUGUUGCACUGCACCCCAACCCUUCUUCCCUGUUGCCACUGAGAUGAAAAACCUUCAAGCCCGAAUGUCUCCUCCCCUGCAGCCUUCAGGUCAGGCGAGGCAGGAGCCAGCGUGCUCAGCGGCACGUCCAUGCCCCUUACCUACGCCUACCUGCAUAGGGCACCCAGGUGACCCGGUCUCCCCUCCCAGCAGGCCUUGCAUCAUCUUGGCCCUGUGGAAGCUGCUGUGUGGGGUUUCUGCAUCAUCUCAGACCUCUGCCUGACCCCUGUGCCUCCAGCUGUCCUUGUCACCCGUGUGCCACUUUCCUCCCACCCCCAACACGUUCUGUAAUAAAGUGGCACAGUAAGGGUGCCUUG
This is a messenger RNA of Condylura cristata (star-nosed mole), 3657 nucleotides long. It is a transcript of the gene SELENON, whose product is annotated as selenoprotein N, 1. Gene Ontology annotation, cellular component: endoplasmic reticulum membrane. The transcript is spliced from 11 exons. Gene Ontology annotation, biological process: skeletal muscle fiber development; calcium ion homeostasis. Gene Ontology annotation, molecular function: calcium ion binding. The record is from RefSeq and is a predicted model, not a curated record. NCBI's taxonomy places the organism in Eukaryota, Metazoa, Chordata, Mammalia, Eulipotyphla, Talpidae.